Aspergillus aculeatinus CBS 121060 is the source of this 970-nucleotide messenger RNA. Its product is annotated as 60S ribosomal protein uL13. The record is from RefSeq and is a predicted model, not a curated record. The transcript has 3 exons. Gene Ontology annotation, cellular component: cytosolic large ribosomal subunit; ribosome. NCBI's taxonomy places the organism in Eukaryota, Fungi, Ascomycota, Eurotiomycetes, Eurotiales, Aspergillaceae. The coding region runs from base 328 to 753 and encodes 141 amino acids. Gene Ontology annotation, biological process: negative regulation of translation; translation. Gene Ontology annotation, molecular function: mRNA binding; structural constituent of ribosome.
UGAGGCUCUUAACAUCUCCGGCGAGUUCUUCCGCGCGAAGCGUACGUUCACCAUCUAUCCGAUCCGAAUUCGAAUGCGAUCUCUUGUGUUUGCCAUCUCUGCUGUCGCCUGGGUUAUCUCCUUGGUGUGUGGUGUCUGCUACGUGAGGUGCAGGGCUGGAUGUGAAAUAAAUUGCGACAUUGAGGAAAGAAGAGUCGGGAUGAUGAUCGAAAUAUUGAGGCGACAGUUGUGGAGGAACACAAUAGAUGCGCUUUUUUAUGCUGAGGAAUCGACAUCGACUGACCUGGAUCGUGCGAUAUAGUCAAGUACCACGCCUACCUUCGCAAGAUGACUCGUUUCAACCCCACCCGCGGUGGUCCCUUCCACUUCCGCGCUCCCUCCCGCAUCUUCUACAAGGCCGUCCGCGGUAUGAUCCCCCACAAGACUGCCCGUGGUGCUGCCGCUCUGGAGCGCCUCAAGGUCUUCGAGGGUGUUCCUCCCCCCUACGACAAGAAGAAGCGCGUCGUCGUUCCCCAGGCCCUCCGUGUCCUCCGCCUCCGCCCCGGUCGCAAGUACUGCACCGUCGGCCGUCUGAGCCACGAGGUCGGCUGGAAGUACCAGGACGUCGUUGCCAGACUCGAGGAGCGGAGAAAGGUCAAGAGCAGCGCCUACUACGAGCGCAAGAAGGCUGCCCGCCGUCAACUCGUCCACGCCCAGAAGUCGGCGGCUGUCAGCGAGCAGACCAAGACCGAGCUUGCUCAGUACGGAUACUAGAUACCUGGUUGCGCGGCUGGUUGCCUGUGUCUGUGAUGGGAUGGGAUGGGAUCGCGAACGGUUACGGUUAUGUUUCAGCGACAGAUGGACGGCGAACCGAUCGACCUUUUUUUUUCUCUCCCUCUGUCCCUAACCUUUUCAUGAAAACCCCCCACAAUACUUACGUUGUGACGCACAUGGGAGGCUGGCGAGAUUCGAACUCUUAAUAAACAAAAAA